Molecule: messenger RNA, 351 nt
Organism: Didymodactylos carnosus
Lineage: Eukaryota; Metazoa; Rotifera; Eurotatoria; Philodinida; Philodinidae
Source: the annotation of a GenBank genome assembly
AUGCCUGCUACGUCCUUAAGAAACGGGCUCUCUGGUGUUCCCGAAUCUGGUCCACUAAAUGUCCAUUUUGUCCGUGAUGUUGGCUGCAUCUUUUUUAUUUCCGGUGUUGGUUUAUUAAUUGCUGCAUUUUCAAUCGAAUAUCGCCUUCCAUUAUUUACAAUAAAUACGAGUUUUUAUAUGAUGCAUAUGUUCGUACAUAUUCACGAAGUUAUUAGUGGACGAUUACGUCCUGGUAUAUUUUGGACAGAUUUACCAGGUAUUUACCUGCCAGCUGCUAUUACGAUGACAUUGAAUGUAUUCAUGAUAAAAAAGAAAUCAAAACAAAUCGAUGAACACCAAUUCUUUUCGUAA